GGAGGCGGGGCGCUGUAGAGGAUAAAGCGCAAGUCUCCUCGCCUCUCGCCGCUCGCUCCGUGCCUGAGUCGACGCGUGCUUGCAGCCAACGCACUCGCUAAAUGAGCGCGAGAGAGCGAGAGAGACAUCGCGCCGAGAACUCAACUCCCCCCCCCCAUCAUCAUCAUCGCUCCUGCGCCGAGUCAGCUCCUGCCGUGUUCCGUGCAAGUCCAUCUCGAGGGCCGGGAUUGUGCGCGCGCGUGCGCUCGCUCCCAGCACUUGCCCCGGCAUUCCGUGAAGGCUAGACGGGAGAUCUUUGCCUCUGUGUGGGUGUUAGUAGCCGUGUGGACACUGCACCCGCGUGGAAAGACGCUCGCAACCUUUAAAGGUAAAACAAACGAACAAAAUCACAAAGAGCAGAGAGUUAAAGAGCUGUUUGAUUUGCGUGUGUUUAUCGCUGUGGGCAGCGCAGUGCCAGGGCAAUGAUUUAGAUCUUCGACACACACACAGAGAGAGGAAGAGAAAAGGAGCCGUCACGAGGUUGGGCGUCCCACGCUGCUUGAAUUCGAAUAGGGCCGUGAAAAGGGGGCUUGGACAUCCAUCAUAGAUGUUUGUGAACGGCAUCGCCCGAGGAAGAACAUAGGGCAAUUCAAAACUUUACCGCUCUCACGGUCUCUGCCGUUCGUCGCGCAUUGCUUUAAACAGAAAAAAAAGACUCCGCAGCCGUGUCGUGGAAGAUGGCAACCGACGGGUUGCGUACGCUGCUGCCGCUGUCGCCGAUUUAACGACGGAGAACGCCAGCGUCGUCGUCUCUCCGCUCGGCCGUCGAAGAUCUGCCGUGACCUCGGUCAACCCCCAACAGGCCGACGCCGCAAAAAGCCCCAAAUCCAUGCGGCAUGACCUCCCAACAUCACUACAGCACGGCAACCCCGAGCCCGUACGCGAACCAAUUUCCCCACGUGGCGGCCAACGGCUCCAUGGACGAUGACAUCUCGAACGAAACGGACAAUCAAUUCGAGCAGGCGAGCUGGCAGGUGGCCGCCUGGUCGCUGGCCUACACGGCCGAGGUGGUGGUGGCCGUGCUGGGCAACCUCGUGGUCAUCUGGAUCAUCCUGGCGCACAAACAGAUGCGCACAGUGACCAAUUACUUCCUGGUCAAUCUGGCCUUCUCGGACGCGUCCACGGCCGCCUUCAACACCCUCAUCAACUUCACGUACGCCAUCAACAACGAGUGGUACUACGGGGCCGCCUACUGCCGCUUCCAAAACUUUUUCCCGCUGGCCGCGAUGUUCGCCAGCAUCUACUCGAUGACAGCCAUUGCCGGCGACAGGUACAUGGCGAUAAUCCACCCGCUGCGGCCGCGGCUCUCGGCCUUCGCCACCAAAGUCCUGAUCGGCGUCAUCUGGCUGCUGGCCGUGGUGCUCGCAUUUCCCUUCUUUUACUUCUCGGAGGUGGCUGACAGCCAUGGCCGCUUUAUCUGCUACAUCUCCUUCCCCAAAGACGAUCACGUGAACCUCAAACUUGUGAAUCAGAUCGUGGUGGUCGUGUUGGUGUACCUGCUGCCGCUCGUGGCCAUGGCGGUGGCGUACACGAUCGUGGGCGUCACCCUGUGGGGCAGCGAGAUCCCCGGAGACACGGGGGACAAGUACCACGAGCAGCUGCGGGCCAAGCGCAAGGUGGUUAAGAUGAUGAUCGUGGUCGUAUGCACGUUCGCCAUCUGCUGGCUGCCUUACCACGUCUACUUUCUGGUCUACGAGAUCGACAGUGAACUCUUCCAGUGGAAGUACAUUCAGCAGGUGUACCUGGCCGUGUUCUGGCUCGCAAUGAGCUGCUCCAUGUACAACCCCAUCAUCUACUGCUGCCUCAACAACAGGUUCCGCGUGGGCUUCAAGCGGGCCUUCCGCUGGUGCCCCUUCGUGGACGUGUCAAGCUACGAGGAGCUGGAGCUGAAGUCGACGCGGUGCCUGCAGGCGCGCGCCGGCAGCACCUACACGGUGUCGCGCAUCGAGUCCAACCUCACGCUGGUGGCCGAGACCGGGGAGCUGGAGGGCGGCCCCGCGGCCGCGGCGAUGGCGGCCGCGGUAGGAGCGGUGAGCGGAGGAGGAGGAGGAGGAGGAGCAGGGCCUUUCAAGCUUCAGGCGGCCGACAGGGACGGCUGGCUGAGCCCGAGCGCGCGGCGCGGCAACGCGGCCCGCCGAUUCUCGCUCACGAGCGGCGGUGGCGGUGCACGGGACCCCAACAGCGUCUCGCCCAAAAUGGCGGCGCUCACGGCGGAGGCGGCCUGCUCCGUGCCGGGCUCCCGCUCGUCGAGCUUCUACUCGUCCCCGCACACGUCGACGGAGGAGUACUGAGCGUGGCCGCCCCCCCCCCCACCACCACCGACACUUCUUCCCUUUCGCCUGAGCGCCCAGCCUGUGUUGGUUCGUUGAUGGUUGUAGCGCCACGGCAAUGAUCUUUAUCGCCCCCCCCCCCCCACUCCUCUCCCAUAUCAAUGACUGACCAGCUCCGUGCUUAAAGCCCCGGUGUGAUUGUGGCGUUUCGAGAGAUGAUUCUUGACACUGCAUAACCAGGAUUCAUUUUUUGUUUAAAUGCGAUGCAAAUACGGUUUUCGAAAUCGGCCUGCGCGCACGCGCGCUGUCACGUGGCAGGAUCGUGGCAGUAGCUUUGCGGCUUGGGGGAGGCCAUCAUCGAGCGGUGCAUUGAUCAAGGCCGAUGAUGACAAUGAUGAAUGUACAUGAUAAAUAUGUUUUUGGUUCGCGUGUUUUUAACCGCGAGAUCGAUGAUAUGAUCCUAAUGGCGGUACCCUGGGGUACUAAAUAAUACAAAAUGGCCGAGGCAAUUAAAUAUGUUAUUUCUGGGACACUAUAUUUUCCAGGGGUGUACGUAACUUAAAUCAGUAGAAACGCAGCGAGGACGAUGUCGCUGAAACCCUGAAC
Messenger RNA from Petromyzon marinus (sea lamprey), 2915 nucleotides. RefSeq names its product substance-P receptor. Gene Ontology annotation, molecular function: tachykinin receptor activity. Gene Ontology annotation, biological process: positive regulation of flagellated sperm motility; G protein-coupled receptor signaling pathway. The record is from RefSeq and is a predicted model, not a curated record. NCBI's taxonomy places the organism in Eukaryota, Metazoa, Chordata, Hyperoartia, Petromyzontiformes, Petromyzontidae. Gene Ontology annotation, cellular component: sperm midpiece; plasma membrane.